AUGGCAAUAACCUUCGUUUUUCAUGUAUUUUUUAUACAAAUUGCAUUUACAGCUGUUGCCACAAUCACUUAUUCUUGUUUAUCAAAUUUAUCAUGUGGUUGUUCAGUAAAUUCAGCUAUUUUAAGUAAAAUUAUCGGUGGUGAACAAGCUGAUAUAGAUAGUUGGGGUUGGAUUGUAUCGAUACGUAUAGGAAAUAGUCAUGUGUGUGGUGGUUCAUUAAUAUCUUCAACAUUAAUUUUAACUGCUGCUCAUUGUCUUAUGUCAAUAAAAUCACUAGCAAGUCUUAAUAUUAAUGCUGGUUCAACUUAUUUAUCUAUUAUUCAUCAACAAAGAAAAGUAUCACGAAUUUAUAUUCAUCAAUAUUAUGAUUCAAAUACUUUUGUUAAUGAUAUAGCUAUAAUACGUCUUUCAUCACCUAUAAAUAUGAAUGAUCGUUCAAUAGCUCUUAUUUGUUUACCAUCAACUAAAACUAUUUAUUAUCCACCAACAGAUACAACUGUUGUUGCUAUUGGUUGGGGCGUUUUAUCAUCAGGAAAUAAAGUUCCAUCUGAUUCACUUCAACAAGUCACAUUAAAAACACUUUCAAAAACAAGUAUUAAUUGUCGAACAGUUAUUCAUAAUAAUACUAUUCAAUUUUGUUCUGGUGUUCCAGGAGGUGGAAAAGAUACAUGUCAAGGUGAUAGUGGCGGUCCACUGAUGAUAUUUUCUAAGGAUCAAUGGAUAUUAGUUGGUAUAACAAGUUAUGGAAUUAGUUGUGCUUUAGCAGAUUAUCCGGGUGUAUAUACACGUGUUUCAUAUUACAUAGAUUGGAUAUCAUGUUUUUUAACAAAUAAUAUAACUUGUAUUGAAAAUACAACUUUAAAACAAUAUUCUCUUUCAUCAAUGGGAUCAACGAUAUUUUAUAAAAAUAUUUUAAUAGUUUUUAUUUUAUUUCUAUUAUUUCUAUUCGGAAUAUUUGAUGCUACAAUUUCUAUUACUUAUACAUGUAGUCAUUAUGCGACAUGUGGUUGUUCGAAACGAUCAACAAUUAUUUUAUCAAAAAUUAUUGAUGGGGAGCCAGUAACUAUUUCUCAUUCAUGGGGAUGGAUGGCAUCAUUAAGACGAAAUGAUAUACAUCAUUGUGGUGCUUCACUUAUAAGUCCAUCAUAUGUUAUAACAGCAGCACAUUGCGUUAAUGAUAUUCCAUCAUUAUCUCGUUUAUCACUUAAUUUUGAUAUAACUAAUUUAUCAAAUAUUGGUGAACUACGUAAUGUAACGAAAAUGUAUGUUCAUCCAUUAUAUGAUCAACGAUUAUAUAUAAAUGAUUUAGCUAUAUUACGUCUGCAUAAACCCAUUGACUUAAUUAAUUCAAAUAUGUCUGUUAUAUGUUUACCAACAAAAACAGAAUUUAAUUUAGAACAAGCUGAAUAUCCACCUAUAGGUUCAAGUCUUAUUGCAAUCGGUUGGGGUACAACAAAUCCUUUUAUACGUAUACCUUCGCCUACACUUCAACAAGUUAUUGUUCAAGCGAUUGCAAGAACAGAUUCGUCGUGUUUAAAUACAAUAAAUGAUGAUGUUGUUCAAUUUUGUGCUGGUGUUCCUGAAGGUGGAAAAGAUACAUGUCAAGGUGAUAGUGGUGGUCCAUUAAUGUUGUUUAAAAAUGGAAGAUGGCAGUUAAUUGGUAUCACAAGUUAUGGAGCAAUUUGUGCAAGUCCAGGUUUUGCUGGUGUUUAUACACGAAUAGCUUACUAUGAUUCCUAUAUACGAGAAAUAAUUCAAUCUGAUGAUACAUUAAAAUCAAAUAUUAAAAAGUUAGAACUAGAAAAUGAAUCACGUUCAAGUACUAAAAAUCUUUAUAAAGAAUCAAUGAUUCAAUUAUGUUUUAUUUGUGUAUUUAUUACUUAUAGAAAAUUAUUCUAUCAGAAUUAA
Molecule: messenger RNA, 1908 nt
Organism: Rotaria sp. Silwood1
Lineage: Eukaryota; Metazoa; Rotifera; Eurotatoria; Philodinida; Philodinidae
Source: the annotation of a GenBank genome assembly